Messenger RNA from Babjeviella inositovora NRRL Y-12698, 1410 nucleotides. RefSeq lists its product as uncharacterized. Lineage: Eukaryota; Fungi; Ascomycota; Pichiomycetes; Serinales. Gene Ontology annotation, cellular component: cytoplasmic dynein complex; centrosome. Gene Ontology annotation, molecular function: dynein heavy chain binding. Bases 1 to 1410 code for a protein of 469 amino acids. The transcript has a single exon. Gene Ontology annotation, biological process: microtubule cytoskeleton organization; microtubule-based movement. The record is from RefSeq and is a predicted model, not a curated record.
AUGCUGUCAGAACCAACGCCCAAAGAAAAGAGCAUCUGGCAGUCGCUAUUGGACUCCACGGAUGAGGCUUCUCCAACGCGAUCCUCGACCAAAAAGACAUUGUUCCUUCUAGGGGGCGAUGAAAGCGCCCAGGCCUUGUUUGUGGACAACUACUUGUGCAAGCUCCAUAUCUCCGAGAGAGCCAAUACCGAGGCCUCGGUAAAGGUGAAACACCCGGGUUUCUACAACGAGCUCGGGGUGUCGUACCACUACAUCCAGUACUUUCUUUCCAGUACUCCAAACUACCAAUCAAAAACCGCGCUCGAACUUAUGCUUCACUUGGACGUAUACGCGGUGGAUCAGCGUUCAAUCACACGGUCACCAAGCAACAUUGCUGCCAUGCUACGAGAGGUGUGUUGUGGGAAGGUCCGGGAUUUGUUGGUGGUUCCGCUUCUAGAUUGGGCCCUGAAUCCACAAUCCUUCUUACAAGACCUCCGCCAGAGCAUCCAUGGGGUUGUGGCACCGAUUUUUGCGGAGCAUAAUGACGUUUCCCUUCGUGCCAGAAAGCAGGAAAUGGACAUUUUUUUCAGCGAUAGCGUCGAUAUGUACCUUUCAAAAGACUUGCGGGACAUGAAGCUCCUGGAAGCUGCCGACUCUGAUAACCAGGGACGCCGCACCGCGCUGUUUCCGUGCAAUAUGCUCCUUGUGGCGGUUAAUGCCGAGGACACUGAGCGUGUGGAGCGCGUGUGGAGCUCCACUAUUGUCGAGUAUAUUCAGAUCGUGUUGCGAAUCGCCUCCCUUGCGGUAGGUGGAUCUCUUUGCUACUUGCACUCGCAGCCAACCUUGGCCCGGAAUGUGACCCAAUUCAACGCUUUGAUGCAUCAUUUACUAGGAGUGAGUCUGACUUUCCGUGAGAUCCAGGCGGUUAGCAAGCCAGAGCCGGUCUUGAGCGAGCUGGAAUUGAUCAUUCCCGUCGGCUGGGACUCACUCCGAAAAAUGGGCAUUGCCGUCCUGGAAAGCCCUCAGCUCGACCAGAUGAUCGGUGAGACCAGCGAAGCGUCGCGGUUAUGGGUGGAUAUGGUAACCCGGGGUGAGGCAAACAGUCUUUCAGAAGCAUAUGCCGGAUUUGUUCCAGGGCUGACUGACAUGGCGACACUGCCAAUCGAAACGGUUCCCGACAACCAAGUUCAGCAGAGCAACCAGGAACAAUACCAGAGCUUCUUACACAAGCUCUCGCUCAUGGCACAGAGUUCCGCUGCCGAUUUCUUACCCGCCAGCGACAUAACCGAGACCGACGAACACGAUAUAUUACGAGAAAUUUCGGAGCGCCGGGUAGCCGGGUUUACCAGCACACCAGAUGAGCAUUCGAAGAGCGACAAGGAGUUGGCGGCGGGCUACUUUGACAAGUUGGUCACCAACAGCGAGAUUUAA